UUAGGAAGUAUUUUUUCUUUAGUUUACUUCUCUUCUUCCCUCUGCAUCCCCUCCAUCUCUUUCCAAUUCUUCCUCUGCUGUCAGUGAGGAAGCAAAAAAGAACCCUAAAAAUCUUGCCUUUUCUUUUUUCUUUCAUCAAGCGGUUUUGUCUAACAGUGAGCUUCCAUCUGCUUCAGUGUUCCCUGUCUGUCUUUCACGAGUUGUGAAUGGAUUUUUUUUUUUAAUUUUUGUGUUGCAUAAAUCACUUAAAACCAAUUUAAUGUAAUGUUCUAGUUCCUCCCUAUUUCUGUUGUUCGAUCUGUAUUGGAAAACUACUACUGCUCUUUAAUAUGUUUUCCUGAAAUUUUAGGAUAUUCUAUAGGAAUAAAAUCCAUGAAAGACUAUCUUAUGUUUACUUUGUUGUACAUCAAAGCUUGUUAUUGCUGUAAGAGUUCGUUUUGAGCACUAAAACAAAGCAGGAUGCUCAAAACAUAAAACUCAUAAUUUCACAAUUUGUAUUCUGGACUGGAAAAUACAGUCAAGGUUUUGUUUUGAAAUUUUGGGAUUGAUUAUAUGUGGCUUCAUAAUUCCUCCAAGGGAAAGAGUUGCAGGGGAUUUUGAGAUACUCUCAUCCAACUGAUUGCUAACCACAUGUUAUCCAUUGUUAGGAACCCUUCUCGAAAUAGUUAUUCAUAUGGCAGUAUCUGUCUAAUUCUCUGUGCCUAUGUCAUCAAGCUUCUUACCGUUGUUCUUCAAACAACAUUUAGUUUGUCUCCAAAUCAUACUUCUAAAAUAAUUUCAACUUCUCAACCAUAAAUAUUGUUUGUUUUUGGACAGUUUUCUAAUCCUCACUUCUUUUGGAGUUAACAGUGAAAACUGAUUGUAUGCAAAAUAUGUGUUUUCUUUUCUUAAUGUUUGAAAUAAAUCUCUUUCCAUUUGUUGCAGUGGUAUGGACUAUGGAGUCAUUUGAGAAACUUAACAGAUAUUUGUAUAUUUCUUUCCCCUUUACUUUGCAGCAGUUUUAGUGGGAUCUAUUUCAUUCAUAUAAUCCUUAUUUGGAAAAUUAUUUCAACUUCUCAAUCAUAAAUGUUGGUUGUUUUUGGACUUUCUUAUCCUGACUUCGUUUGGAGUUCACAGUGAAAACUGAUUGUAUGCAAAAAUGUGUGUUUUCCUUUCUUGAUGUUUGAAAUAAAUAAUAUUUCAUUUGUUGCAGUAGUAAGGAGUCAUUUGAGAAAUUUAACAGAUAUUUCUAUAUUUUUUCCCUUUUACUUUGCAGCAAUUUUAGUGGGUCCUAUGUCAUUUAUAUAAUCCUCCUUUGGUUCAAUCCCUUGACAAAUCUGAAGAGUAUUCUACUAACAUUGGCCAAGGUCAAUUUUUUAGUAUAAAUGUAAUAAUAACUUUUAGUCACCUUGCAACAACAACCAAGUCUUUAUUCCACUAUGUAAGGUCGGCUAUAUGGAUUCUUCUACGUCAUUGGGCUUGAUCCCUUACUAUAUUCUCAUAUAUUAUAUUUAAAUGAAAGUUUAUGUUGUUAACUAAGUCUUCUUUUGUCUCUCUUCCAUUAUUAAUGUAAGUAUUUGUUAUGAAUUAUGAUCUCAUAUCACCUCAUUGGGGCAUUUAUUGAUUACCUUAGUAAAUGUCCCUACCAUCUUAAACUUGUCUUUUAGAGUUUUUCCUCAAUAGAUGCAACUUUAACUUUCUCUUUAAUAUUAUCAUUUCUUAUCCUUCAUUGUUGUAUGUUCGUACAUCCACCUUAACGUCCUCAUCUCUACGACUUUCAUCUUUUACUCAUGAGAUUGCCUCAUGGCUCCAUAUAACAUAGCAUAACUGUUAUUUUGUAAAACUUUUUUUAAAUCUUUAGAGUUAGUUUAGGAUCACAAAGAACACUUAACGUACUCCUCUAUUUCAACCAUCUUACUUGUAUCUUAAGUAAAACAUCUCUAUUAACCUCUCUAUCCUUUUGCAAAAGCGAUCUUAGAUAUUUAAAACUUUUAGUUAUAGCUAACUUGUUAUCUCCUAUCUACUACUGUUAAACGUAAAUUCCAUAUAUUAUGUCUUUGCUCUACUAAGCCUAAAACUUUUAACUUCCAGUGUCUCAUUCGCUUAUCGACCAAAACAAUGUCAUCUACAAAUAGCAUGCAUCAUCGUAACAUGUCUUGGUGAAUUCCUCCAUAACUAGUAUAAAAAUAUAUGGAUUUAGAGUGAUUCAUAAUGUAACCCUAUUUUUAUAGGAAAUAUUUUGGUUAAUUUGUUUAAAGACUUCACUCUUGUAAUUAGAUCUUUAUAUAUAUCCUUAAUUUAAUAUAUGCUACAUUAGCACAUUCCUUUUCUAUAAUUUUUCAUAUAAUUUCCCUCAUAAAUCUAUCAUAAGCUUUUCUAAUUCAAUAAUAUCAUGUGUAAAUUUUGCUUAUUUUAAAAUAUUUUUUGUAUGAGAAGAUAUAUAGCUUCUAUUGUUGAUUUUUCAAGCAUGAAUGUAAAUUAAUUUUCGGUUAUCUGUGUCUUCUUCCUUAAUCUUUUUUCUCACGUUUUAUCAAAGUUUCAUAGUAUGAUUGAUUGCCUUGAUGCCCUUAUAAUUCAUAAAAUUUUGUAUGUCUCAUUUUUUUUAUACAGAGGACUAAACUAUUUACUCUCCAAUGAUUUAACAUUUUUUUCAUUUUUAAUAUUAUGUUAAAUAACUUUGUAAGUCAUUCGAUACCUUCCAUGCCACUAUUGGAAUUCAUCUUUUGCAUUUUUCAUCCCUUUUGAAAUUUGUUUCCGAUAAAAAUUAAAAUUUUUAUAUUCCUUUAACCUACUUAAAUUUUCUAAGCUAAGUUGGUCGUCUUAACUUUCAUUAAAAAGUUGAUGAAAGUACCUUUCUCAUUGCUCCUUUAUUUCAUUAUCCUUUAUUAGUACCCUAUUAGAUUUAUCUUUAAUGCAUCUUAUUUGGGUAAAAUCCCUUCUUUCCCCCGCUUUCACUUUAGUUAUUCUGUAGAUGUCUUCAAUCACCUUGCAUACAUAUGUUUAUAUAUAACUUAUUAGCAUACUCUUAAUCAUAGUGGCCAAAAUUCCUGCAUUCGUUAACAAUUUUCUUAGUUAAAAUAAUACAAUUUUGGAAUUUAAGUCACAGUAGUCAUGUAAGUCGGACAAUCAAUCUAAUGAAAUUUAUGCUACCAUUCACUCUAUUCAAGCCAUAGCUAGAAAGACAAAGACUUGGUGUUAUGAUCAGUGAGAUUUUCACUUCCCUCCUGUUAGGAUUGCCUUCAGAUUCUUUGGUGUAAAAUUCUAUGCUCCCAUUUUAUGGUGCUCUUAGGAUCUUAUUAUGCACGAGCAUGAUGCCAAAAGAGGAAUUUUGGUUAAGUGAAGUGCUUUACAAUCUCUCUGUUAACCUGUUUAGUAAGCAGUAAUAAUAUAUUAGACUGCAGGAAUCGACAACAACAGCUAUGGAGCAUGAGUAAAUCCUGAAAAUCUAAAAGGUGGACGCAGAGGCUGCUCUCUCAAGUCAGAUGGGCUUGGUUGUAUUGACACACUGAGGCUGAGCUGAAAUGAAAACCUCACAGUGUGCAGAAGUACAACCAUCAUCAGAAACUUCACAUGAUUUACAUGGUGACAAUCAAAUUGUUAUGCAUGUUGAAGCUCCUAGAGCAGAUUCAGGCUCAGGGUCCAAUGCAAACAGUGAUAGCAGAAAGGUUUCUCGAGAAGACAUAGAACUGGUGCAAAACUUGAUAGAACGAUGCCUUCAAUUGUACAUGAGUAGAAAUGAGGUGGUUCGGAUGUUGUCUACUCGUGCUAGGAUAGAACCUGGUUUUACAACAUUAGUAUGGCAGAAAUUAGAAGAAGAAAAUACAGAGUUUUUUAGAGCUUAUUAUAUAAGACUAAAGUUGAAGAAGCAAAUCAUUUUGUUCAAUCACUUGCUUGAGCACCAGUAUCAUCUGAUGAAGUAUCCUGUUCAGCCUAAGGUCCCAUUGGCUCCGAUUCAAAAUGGGAUUCAUCCUAUGCCCGUCAAUUUACCAAUGGGUUACCCUAUUCUUCCUCACCAGCCAAUGCCAGUUACUGGUCAAUCUCAUGUUGACCCAAUGGCUUGUGGGCUCUCCAGCUGUUAUGUAGUCAAUGGUAUUCCUACUCCGAGCAGUUUCCAUCCAAUUCACAUCAAUUCUGGGACCAAUGGCACAUCUGAAAUGGUUCAUGCAACCCCUCCAUGUGGUGCCAUUUCUUCCAUGUCGGAGAUGGCUAUGAGCCCUGCAUCAGCAGCAUCAAGUAAUCAUUUUCCUUUCACUCUGGAGAUGUCUGGGCUAGGUAUGGAUGGGUCUACACUAGAAUCCACCUUCCCAUCUGUAGCAGCUCACACAGGAGAGCUGCAACUUGGAUCAGAUGGGGCGGGACACUCAAGAGAUCCAACGAGAUCAUUGGAACAGCUCUGGAAUUUCAGUCUGUCAGAUUUGACAGCAGACUUCUCAAAUUUAGGAGAUCUUGGAGUUUUGGGAGACUAUGAUGGUUCCCCUUUCUUGCCAUCAGAUUCCGACAUCAUAUUGGGCUCCCCAGAACAGGAUGGCAUAGUGGAAGGAUACUUUACUGAUGUUGUUAAUGGAUCAUGCCAUCACCAAUUCGACGAAGAGAAACCUUAGAGCAAGUUCGAGCUUUUCUUUUUCACCUUCACCCUGGUCCUUAAUGGUAAAUAAUACAAGCACCAGACUGCUUUCUCAAACGUAAUAAAGUAAUAAAGCUUUAUGCUGAUGAACAGCUGCUGAACUGCAUCCAUUAUUGUUGUGGAUGGUUUGUAAAUGUUAACUUAGUCAUUCAGCAGCUUCAACAUUGAUUUAGCUUGUGAUUAGGAUUUCAUCAGCCGAAAGCUGCAGCUUGACCGAGUAUGCUAAUCUUAUCGAACUAGACCGAUGAGUUUUGAUGCAAAUCGAUUUCUCGCAAUGUCAUUUCUUACUAGUUUCAUGAA
This is a messenger RNA of Zingiber officinale, 4903 nucleotides long. RefSeq lists its product as uncharacterized. The record is from RefSeq and is a predicted model, not a curated record. NCBI's taxonomy places the organism in Eukaryota, Viridiplantae, Streptophyta, Magnoliopsida, Zingiberales, Zingiberaceae. The coding region runs from base 3501 to 4580 and encodes 359 amino acids. The transcript has 8 exons.